GGAGGCGCCGAUCUUCGGCUACCUGUUCGUGGAUUCUUGGCAGCCCUGGUCGUGGAUCGAUCGGCCAUGUUCGUCAAGAAGCUCGUGGAGAAGGCCUCCAAGAAGCAACACACCAGCAGCAUCGGCUGCCUGCGCGCCGAGGACGUCAGCCCGCGGCUGGCCUUCCACUACGGCGUCCCCGCCGACGCCGCGCUCCUCGCCUACGACCCCCUCCUCCACGUCCUCGCCGUCGCCACCAGCAAUGGACAGAUCAAGCUCUUCGGCCGCGACAACACGCAGGCGCUGCUCCAGUCCCCCUCCCCCAUCCCCUCCAAGUUCUUGCGGUUCGCCGAUGGCCAAGGGGUUCUCCUGAACGUGAACACGCAGAACCAGAUCGAGGUCUGGGACAUUGACACGAAGAAGCUCUGCUAUCUGCAUCCUUUUGAGAAGCAGAUAACCGCCUUUACCGUGCUACAGAAGAGCUUCUACAUAUAUGUAGGAGACAGUUCUGGAAACGUGUCGUUGUUGAAGCUUGACUUGGGUCAGAGAUGUCUAGUCGACAUGCCAUACUGCAUUCCUUUUGCUGAAUCUUAUGGUUCCAUGGCAAAUGUUGGUAAUGGGGUAGAGGUUGCAUUUGUUUCACCACAGCCUUCUGCCGAAUACAACAGGUUGCUCAUUAUCUUCAGAGAUGGGGUCAUGGCUUUAUGGGAUAUUAAGGCAAGCAAAGUGAUGUUUGUAACCGGUAGAACUACGCAACAACAAUCACACCAGGAGGAUAAAACCGUAACAUCAUCAUGUUGGGCUUGUACCAAUGGAAGCAAAGUUGCUAUUGGAUAUGACAGUGGCGAUAUCUAUCUUUGGGCUAUUCCUGAUAUUUCAAGUGCACAAAAUUCCUCAUCGUUGAGUAAUCACAGCCUACCUCUCCAGAGGCUUAACCUUGGAUACAAGCUAGACAAGGUCCCAAUAAUGUCUUUGAGAUGGGUAGCUAGUGAUGGAAAGUCUGGACGUUUGUAUAUUAACGGAUUUAGCGAACAGGCAUACUUAUCUCAGGUCCUGAUUCUGAAUGAAGAGAGUGAAUCUCGAAUUGUAAAGAUGGUAUUACCCCUCACAGAAGCUUGCAAAGGAAUGGAGCUUGUUACAGGGCUUAGCGACCCAAAUAAGCAAAGACAGAAUAUUCUCGUUCUCUUGUUGAAAUCUGGUCAAAUCUGUUUAUACGAUGAUUCAGAAAUCGAGCGGUACCUCCUUCACUCUCAGUCAAGGUCACCACCAACACUUCCAAACCACUCAUAUGUGAAGCAACCGUAUGGUGAUUCAGGCAUCAACAUUGCAAAGUUCUACACAAGUGGCCGUACAUCAAUAGCUGAUGAGGAUUAUUUUUCAUCGUUGGCCACCAAAUAUACAUGGUUGUUCUCAAUGAAGGAUAAGGGCCAGAAUUCCACAAAUUUUACCAACAUCCAUAAGACCAGGAACCUGUAUAUAACUGGACAUAUGGAUGGAACGAUAAGCUUUUGGGAUGCAUCAUGUCCUCUUCUCAUGCAGAUUUUUAUGAUAAAGCAGCAGAAUGAAGACAAUACAUCAAGUGGCACCCGUAUUACUUCAUUGCAGUUUGAUAUGUCCUCCAGCAUUCUUAUAUCUGGGGAUCAGAGUGGAACGGUCCGCAUCAUCGCAUUCAAGAAAGACUCUAACGACAAUAUAUUAUCCUUUUUGCAUGCUAAGCAAGGGGAUAACUACAAUGCAAGAAGUAUAAAGCUCAAGGGAGCUGUAACCUCAAGCUCUACGAUCUCUAACUCGAAGUAUUUUGCUGUUGGGACAGAAAAAGGAAUUGUAUCAGUUAUCAAAAUAGAUGAUGCUACUAUAUUGUAUCAAAAACAGCUUGAGUGUCGAGUAUCGGGUGGAAUUUCCUCCUUGCAAUUUGAACUCUACAGCCAUAAUGGAUACGAUAAGGAUCUUUUGAUAGUAGGAAUGGAAGAUUCUUCCAUUUCUGUUCUGGAGGAAGAAACUGGAAAACUUUUGAACACCAACCCAGUUCAGACAAACAGACCCUCGAGAGCCCUUCUGUUGCAGAAAUUGGAGUUAUCUCCAAAUGAUGUAUCUGAUAACCACAAUACAACAUCGAAGGAAUCGUUGCUGUUGCUUUGUACUGAAGAUGCAAUCCGCUUGUUUUCUUUGAGCCAUGCGAUUCAGGGAAUGAAGAACAUAACUAAUAAGAAGAAAUUAAAUGGUCAUUGUUGUUUUGCAUCUCUUAUCCAUAGUACUUCUUCUGAGAUUGGAAUUGUAUUAGUCUUCUCCAAUGGAAAAGUAGAAAUAAGAUCAAUCCCAGAUCUAUCUUUGUUGAAGGAAGCCUCUUUACGAGGUUUUGUAUAUUCAAAUUCCUUGAAUUCCUCUAUUUCCAUAACAUGUUCAUCUAAUGGAGAAAUAAUCUUGGUUAAUGGAGAGGAGACAUAUUUUUUCUCUACUCUCUGUCAGGAUGACACCUACAGGCAUGUAGACAGUAUUAAUACAGUGUACAGAAAAGACCACCCGCCCAGAGAAGAAUCUUCCUAUGUAGUGAAGUCCCCCAAAGAAAAGAAAAAGGGCAUAUUUGGAAUGAUUAUGAAAGACGCUAAAGGAAGCAAGGCGAAAGAGAGUGACGCAAACAGCAGUGAACAGUUCAUUGCAACAAGUUCUGAAGACCUGGCUUCAAUAUUUUCCUCUGCCAACUUCACCCCACCAUCUGAGAGAAGGAACAGUUCACUAAAAUAUGAUGAAAACAUUGAGCUAGACAUAGAUGAUAUCGACAUUGAAGACAACACAGAGAAGCAGAAAGGACCACACUUCCCAGGUCUAAGCAAACAGAAAAUCAGCAAGGGAUUCCAAACUCUUAGAGGAAAAUUGAAGCCCAAAACAGAAGAAAAAGUGAAUUCGGCAAACAAGAAACCUGAAGAUGAACCACCGGUUAGACAAAUUGACCAGAUAAAGAUGAAGUAUGGAUAUGCUACAAGUAAUGAGUCCACCAGUGUUCCAAAAAUGAUCGGGAACAAGCUGCAAGAGAACAUUAAAAAGUUGGAGGGCAUUAAUCUUCGAUCUGCAGAUAUGGCUAAUGGCGCUCAGUCCUUCUCAUCAAUGGCGAAAGAGCUGCUGCGAACCACAAAGAACGAGAAGAGCUCAUCAUAGCAAUGGCAGGCAUGGCAGAUACUUUUUUCCUCCAGUUGUAAAGUCCUCAUUUUGAUGUUUGUUUGAGAAGGCUAACCGCACUUGCCGGGCAGUCAGUUGUAAAGUCCUCUUGGCUUCUCUUUCCACUUGCUUGUGGUUUGUCCACUGCCUUGUCAAGUUCGCCUCACAUGCAUAUGGAACAUUACGCCAUGCUGCCUUAAAAAUGAUUUUGUUGUAGAUAGAAAACAGAGUAUCUCAGCAGGAAAUUUAGAUAGUCAAUUGUUUGCUAUUCCAGUUUUGAUUGUUUACAUGGAUAACUUUCCUCUUGGCUUCUCUUUCUA
Molecule: messenger RNA, 3452 nt
Organism: Lolium rigidum
Lineage: Eukaryota; Viridiplantae; Streptophyta; Magnoliopsida; Poales; Poaceae
Exons: 24
Coding region: 67-3132 (1021 amino acids)
Biological process (GO): regulation of exocytosis
Cellular component (GO): plasma membrane; cytoplasm
Molecular function (GO): syntaxin binding; myosin II binding; GTPase activator activity
Source: RefSeq, a predicted model, not a curated record